AUGACACUACUUUUUUCAUUGCCUACCUUAUUUGUUUUUGGCCACGGCAAACAGGCGGUGUGCAACCCGAUGUUCUACCACAACAGGGCGACCAAGUCCAUGGCGCGCAAGGCCAUCGUCAUGUCCUGGGUCACGUCCAUCAUCCUCAGCAGCCCCGUGCUGUUUGGUAUCGCCACGGAGUUCGACCAGGCCCGCUGCGGCUGCGUCACCAGCCGCUUCAACUUCUCGACCUACACGUACUGCCGGGCCUUCCGCACGGCCACGGCCAUCGGGCCCGUCCUGGUCAUCUGCUUCUGCUACUGGCAAAUCUUCGCGGUGGUACGGAAGCAGUGCCGCGCCAUCAACCAGCUGCCCGUCACGGACAAACAGGCCCGCAUGCGCGUCACGGAGGCCAAGGCCGCCCGCAUGCUGGGCGUGGUGAUCAUCGCGUUCGUGGUGUGCUACAUCCCGUUCACCGUGGUCCUGCUGGUGGGCAAGGAGAAGGUCCCUCCCGUCUGGCAGACGGUGGCGCACUGGAUGUCCUACAGCUCUGCCGUGCUCAACCCAAUCUCGUACGGACUGCAGGCUCGCGAGAUCCGGCGAGGUUUCGGGAAGUUCCUGCCCAGUUUCUGCUCCAGCGAAGCUCGUCGCGGUUCGCUGGAAACUGCUGAAACCGGAGGAAACCGUCUGAAGGAUGACCAAGACCGAGCGAUCAAGCCGAACCCAGUCUUUGCCUUUGACGGAAAAAUCAACCCGGACGACAUUAUCAUCGACGAACAGAUGCCGCCCAAGAAGGCCAGCUCCAGUUCCCAGGCCUCCACUCUGACGAACGAGUCUGGGAAGAGUAACAUCUACGUGCGGAAGGUGGUGAUCACCAACCCGACUGUUUACUACCGCUGUUCGGCUCCUGAGACUGUAUCACUCCGCCCUAACGCUGAUGGCAUCAGCCUGGCCUCCAGCGAUGAUCACGAAUCUGACUUCCGUCCCUUCGACCCGUGGCGCCCGUCCACGUCCACGCUGGGGGAGAACUGCGCAGGCGCCCCCGAGGACAUCUUCACCAUCACCAUGGCAACCACGCGAAGGAACGAGAGCAGGAGAAAGUUCCGUGAUGCAGUGCGAAAGAUCCUGUUAGCCAGACGACUGCGCUGUCAGAAGGCAAAACCAGGCCAGCUGUAUCCUCCGUCUCGUCGGGACCAUCUAGGCCCGGCCUCAGCCACCAACAUGCCCGGACACAAGAAGGUGGUGACCGACCGCUGCCCCUACCUGGUCUUGCUGGAGAAAACUAACGGCACGAGCCCAGAACGGGACCAUGUCUGAACAACGAGGCACAAGCAUAUGUUCGUAUUCUUUAGGAGUGGCAGGGAAGAUAGUAGGACUGGAGAAAGUAAGGAUGCAUUUACGAUUUGUCGUACGAUCGUCGUACAAUCACGAAUUGAUCAUGGGGGCGUUUUGGGGAUAGUGAUGCAUGUUGUAGAAGAUUCAGCCGUCUUUUUAACGCACAUGCUGUCUUAGAGCAUUCUAGGCGGUUGGUUCCGUAACAGUCUGCUUGAAAAUCGCACGACAGCUAACAGGAUCGUACGACGACCUACGACAAAUGUGACCUCGCCGUCAGACGGACUUUGUAAAGAAGACA
Messenger RNA from Branchiostoma belcheri (Belcher's lancelet), 1612 nucleotides. RefSeq names its product G-protein coupled receptor 161-like. Gene Ontology annotation, molecular function: G protein-coupled receptor activity. Gene Ontology annotation, cellular component: membrane. The record is from RefSeq and is a predicted model, not a curated record. Lineage: Eukaryota; Metazoa; Chordata; Leptocardii; Amphioxiformes; Branchiostomatidae. Gene Ontology annotation, biological process: G protein-coupled receptor signaling pathway. Bases 1 to 1296 code for a protein of 431 amino acids. The transcript is spliced from 7 exons.